This is a messenger RNA of Salpingoeca rosetta, 2043 nucleotides long. RefSeq lists its product as uncharacterized. Gene Ontology annotation, cellular component: DNA replication factor A complex; nucleus. Lineage: Eukaryota; Choanoflagellata; Craspedida; Salpingoecidae. The coding region runs from base 64 to 1869 and encodes 601 amino acids. The transcript is spliced from 11 exons. Gene Ontology annotation, molecular function: single-stranded telomeric DNA binding; damaged DNA binding. Gene Ontology annotation, biological process: double-strand break repair via homologous recombination; telomere maintenance via telomerase; DNA replication. The record is from RefSeq and is a predicted model, not a curated record.
UUUCGCGCCAAAACACACAAGCAGCAAGCAACGCACCACCACCGGAUACAGAACAAGCAGACGAUGGAUGUGUUGACACCCAAUGCCGUCGCGGCGAUCAUGCGCGAUGAAGGGCCAGAGGACCCAGUUGUUCAGAUCCUGACCAUCAAGAAGAUCUCUCCUGGAGACUCCAAGGGUCAGAAGGCGGACCGGUUUCGCUUGACCAUCUCCGAUGGCACCAACAAGCACAACUCUGCCAUGCUGGCGACGCAGCUCAACCCCAUGAUCGUCAACGAGGAGGUCGUCAAGAAUGGCGCCAUUCGCCUCAAAAAGUUCAUGGCCAACACAGUGCAGGACCGCACCAUCAUCAUCGUGCUGCAGGCAGAGGUGGUCGCAAAGGACCUCGGCUCCGUCAUCGGCGACCCUGUUGGCUUGGGUGAGAAGAGGAAGCCUGCCCCCGCGCCCGCGCCCUCCGCUGCAACAGCAUCCCGCCCUGCGGCCCCCGUCAAAACAGAAAACCCAUACAAGUCCCCACCAAAGCCCGCCAUGCCUUCCAUGGCAGCGGCAUCUUCCGGGGCGUAUUCACCCAUCAUGAGCCUGCACCCGUACCUGCAUCGCUGGACCAUUCGCGCGCGCGUGGCCAGCAAGUCAAACGUUCGCACAUGGAACAACCAGCGAGGGUCUGGCCGACUGUUCUCGGUGGAUCUGAUUGAUGACAGCGGCGAGAUUCGCGCCACGGGCUUCAACGACGUCUGUGACAGCCUCCACCCAGUCUUCGAAGUCGGCAAGUGCUACGUGAUCCAGGGAGGCAAGAUCAAGCCGGCGAACAAGCGGUUCAACCAGCUCAACAACGAGUACGAGAUGCAGUUUGAGUCGGACACCCGGGUCACACUGGACAUGUCUGCAGACAACGUCAUCCCGCAACAGAAGUUUGACUUCAAGUCGUUUCGCGAGCUGGAGAACACCCCGGUCUCCCGCGAGUCCAACGUCUUUGCCGACGUCCUCGCCGUUUGCCACAGUAUCAACGACGCAGACACCAUCAUCACAAAGGCUACGGGACGAGAGCUGACGAAGCGGGACAUUACGCUGCUUGACCGGGACGGCCUGAGCAUGACGUGCACGCUGUGGGGACAGGACGCAGAGGACUUUGAGAAGAACGGCGGUGUUGUUGGCGCCGUCCUUGCCAUCAAGGCCGCACGCGUCUCAGACUACAACGGCCGGUCGCUGUCCGUGUCGCAAUCGAGCACCAUGUACAUCAACCCGGACAACGAUGAGGCACACAGCCUCAAGGGCUGGUACGAUAUGGAGGGCGCCACCGUCGAGGCAAAGCCCCUCACCGUCCGCAACGCCGGCGGCAACACAACCCGCAUCCUCCUCUCCCAGAUCAAGGACGACCAGAUUGGCAUGAUUGACGGGAAGCCAGAGUACUUUAUGGCGGUGGCCACGGUGACAUACAUCAAGAAGGACAACUGCAUGUACCGCGCGUGCCCGUCCGACUCGUGCAACAAGAAGGUGAUUGAGAACGGUCCGGAGGAGUACCGGUGCGAAAAGUGCAACAAGUCCUACCCCAACUUCAAGUGGCGCCUCAUGACCUCCAUGAGCAUUGCAGACGCCACAGGCCAGACCUGGGUCACCGCAUUCCAGGAGUCUGCUGAGAAGUUGCUUGAUUCGACGUCGCAGGAGCUUGGCCAUCUGAUGGAGAAUGACGAGGCCGCCUUCUCCAAGAAGAUUGCCGAUGCACAGUUCCGCACGUGGCGUUUCAAGUGCCGCGCAAAGGCUGACACGUACCAGGACGACACCCGCGUGCGCGUCUCCGUCGUCGACGCAUCCCCAGUCAACUACGUCGACGAGGCCGCCCACCUGAUCCAACAAAUCAACCUCUACGGUUGAGUGAGGCUGUUGAAACCCUCAAACUGCACACACACACACGCACACACACACACACACACACACACACACACACACAAAGGCGAAAGCAACGCAAGCACCUGUCUGUUCUACCUUAACUGCUUCCCGCUUGAUUGCCUCAGUUUGUCUUUUCCUUCCCCUUAAACAAUGGACGAA